AUGGCCACCCUGCAGAAGCCUGCGAACUUUUCCCCUCUGGGGACUCUGGCCGCCAGCUGCCUUCUCCUCAUUGCCCUGUCCGUUCAGGGAGGAGCAGCUGUGCCCGUCAGGUCUCACUGCAGGCUCGACAGGUCCAACUUCCAGCAGCCCUACAUCACCAACCGCACCUUCAUGCUGGCUAAGGAGGCUAGUUUGGCUGAUAACAACACAGAUGUUCGUCUCAUUGGAGAGAAACUGUUCCGCGGAGUCAGUAUGAGUGAGCGCUGCUAUCUGAUGAAGCAGGUGCUGAACUUUACCAUUGAAGAAGUGCUGCUCCCCCAGUCUGAUAGAUUUCAGCCCUAUAUGCAGGAGGUGGUACCCUUCCUGGCCAGGCUCAGCAACAAGCUAAGCCAGUGUCAUAUUGAGAGUGAUGGUCAGCAUAUCCACAGAAAUGUGCAACAGCUGAAGGACACCGUGAAAAAGCUUGGAGAGAAUGGUGAGAUCAAAGCAAUUGGAGAACUAGAUUUGCUGUUUAUGUCCCUGAGAAAUGCCUGCAUUUGA
This is a messenger RNA of Pteronotus mesoamericanus, 540 nucleotides long. It is a transcript of the gene IL22, whose product is annotated as interleukin 22. The coding region runs from base 1 to 540 and encodes 179 amino acids. The record is from RefSeq and is a predicted model, not a curated record. The transcript is spliced from 5 exons. Gene Ontology annotation, cellular component: extracellular region. Lineage: Eukaryota; Metazoa; Chordata; Mammalia; Chiroptera; Mormoopidae.